Rubroshorea leprosula is the source of this 1391-nucleotide messenger RNA. Lineage: Eukaryota; Viridiplantae; Streptophyta; Magnoliopsida; Malvales; Dipterocarpaceae. The record is from the annotation of a GenBank genome assembly.
GCAGAAUGCAUUUUUAAGGUUUUGGUGGCUGUGGCUCCAAAUGAAACACGUCGUGCUUUGAGGAAGCUGGUGUUUUUCAUCUCCUUUCAUCUUCUUUGCUCUUACCCAAGAAGGCUAAGAAUUGGGAGAGUUUUGUUUCUUGCAAAAACCCCAUAAAGCAUGAAGCUUUCUUGCACACCCAGUGCUCUAUCAUGGACCCAGUUCGUUUUUCCAUCUUUUCAGAGCCCUCAGUCUUUCUCUAUGGGUGAGACUAAGAGAUUCAGGGUUUGGUGUGUUUCUAAUCAGACGCAGAAGGAAAAUCAGAUGAUAGUAUCAGUGACAGGAGCUACAGGUUUUAUAGGCAGAAGAUUGGUGCAAAGGCUCCAUGCAGAUGAUCAUUCUGUUCGUGUCUUAACACGCUUGAGAUCUAAAGCAGAGUUAAUAUUUCCGGUCAAGGAUUUUCCAGGUGUCAUAAUUGCCGAGGAGGCAGAGUGGAAAGAUUGCAUUCAAGGUUCAAAUGCUGUUGUUAAUUUGGCAGGAAUGCCCAUUAGCACAAGAUGGUCUGCUGAGGUUAAAAAGGAGAUUAAGCAAAGCAGGAUCAGAGUCACCUCAAAGGUUGUAGAUUUGAUAAAUAAUUCACCAGAAGGAGCUCGGCCUACUGUUUUGGUUAGUGCAACAGCUGUUGGUUACUACGGCACUAGUGAAACACAAGUUUUUGAUGAGAGCAGUCCAUCAGGAAAUGAUUAUUUGGCUGAGGUUUGCAGGGAAUGGGAGGCAACAGCAGUUAAAGUAAAUAAGGAUGUCAGAUUAGUACUCAUACGCAAUGGAGUGGUUCUUGGUAAAGAAGGCGGUGCUUUAGCUAAAAUGAUCCCAGUCUUCAUGAUGUUUGCUGGAGGACCUUUGGGCUCUGGACGGCAAUGGUUUUCCUGGAUUCACUUGGAUGACAUAGUAAGCCUGAUAUAUGAAGCUCUGUCUAAUCCAUCUUAUAAAGGAGUUAUAAACGGUACUGCACCCAACCCUGUUCGAUUGGCAGAGAUGUGUGAACACAUGGGAAAUGUCUUGGGCAGACCCUCGUGGCUGCCAGUGCCAGACUUUGCCCUCAAAGCCGUAUUUGGUGAAGGUGCUUCCGUGGUCCUGGAAGGGCAAAGAGUUGUUCCUGCUAAAGCCAAGGAGUUGGGUUUCUCAUUUAAAUACAGCUACGUUAAGGAAGCACUUAAAGCUAUUCUGUUGUAAAAGCUUCUACUGACUACUGAGAUGUGAAAUAACACUGAUGUAUUCUUUAUUCUUUGGACAAGAAGGUUUCAGGCCUCUGCCAUGACAUUAGGAGCAGAGUCAAUUUAUUCUUGAAUCCGUUCAUUGGUUUCUUUGGUUAUUUUCUAGUGAACAAUUUCUCAUAAAUGAGGUCAUAUGGC